GCGCCCGUUGGCGGUGCCGUGGGGCGGUGCGGGCAAGGGGCGGGGGCUCCCUCCCUCCCUCCGCGUUUUAUUUCCCUUUGCGCUUCCUCGUCUUCUUAGUCUUUCGUUCUCGCCCUCCGUCUCGGGUUCGGUCCCCGCGUCCCUCUGCUUUUCUUACCCCUCCCCUCGCUCGCUCCCCGCCCCCGCGUGGCACUGCGGAGUCGGAGACGUGACCCGAGCGGACUCGCUUCCCCGCAGCUCCAGCCUCUCGCCGCAGAGUCGCAUGUCCUCGAUCCAGAACCUCCAAUCCUUCGACCCCUUUGCUGAUGCAACAAAGGGCGACGACUUACUCCCGGCGGGGACUGAGGAUUACAUUCAUAUAAGGAUCCAGCAACGAAACGGAAGAAAGACACUAACAACUGUUCAGGGCAUUGCAGAUGAUUAUGACAAGAAGAAACUUGUGAAAGCUUUCAAAAAGAAAUUUGCUUGUAAUGGUACUGUGAUUGAGCAUCCUGAGUACGGUGAAGUUAUCCAGCUUCAAGGUGACCAGAGGAAGAACAUUUGCCAAUUCCUCUUGGAGAUUGGCAUUGUCAAGGAAGAACAGCUGAAAGUUCAUGGCUUCUAACAUGCCUGUACUCUUAUGAAGAACCCUGCAGUAUUGGUCCUACCUAUCCUGUCUCUUCUGUGAAAAAUGAAUCUUUGCAGUGAAUGGACUUCCCUGUUACCUGAACAUUUACAAUCUGAUUUGCAUGACUGCAUGAAACAGGUGGUGUGUAGACUAGAAACACAUAAGAAAACUUCAGUAAGAUGGUAAUGAAGACCCUUGAGAACUUUAACACAUUUCCAAUGGAAAUGUAGUGGUGAUGGUUAUUCAGUUUAGUACUCUCCACCUGAGUUAAAUGUGUGAGUUUUAUUGAAAUAGUGUGUGUUGUUGCUUAAAAAUAAAAGUUUAUUCGUAUAAUUUCUGGGAUAUUUGAAAUGCUUUAGCCCAAGUUUUAAACUAGCACUGUAGCCUUGCUGAAGAAUGGCUGAACUGCUUUGUGGCAAGCGUAGCUCACUGCUGAUUGAAGAAAUUGGAAAAUCUACAUGAUUAAGUACUAGCUGAUUAAUCAGUAGAUUAGCUUGAUGUGAUCUUACUCUGUAGCUGUAAGACUAGAGCUUUAAAGCCUGUAGUGUAGGUGUAACUUAGUAGCAGCAUAAUAAGACAUCAAUUGUUUGCUGUGUAAGUAGCUGGAUCCUCUCUAAAACCUAUUGCAGUGACUAUGAGGUAUUAGUGUGAAGCAAAAUAGGGGUAAAGCAAGCUGAGCUCCUUAAGGCAAAACAUGUGGGCAAAAGUCCCAAAACAUUUGAAAGAUGUGGAUGGGAUAUUGUAUCUCCUCUGUCACUGAGUAAGGGGAAGGGACAUUGUGUUGGCUUCUGCCAUGACUGUGCAUUGAAAGUUGGCAAGCAGAGCACUUGACUAAGCUGGUAGUGUUAGCUGCAGGAGCAGGGAAGGGAACAGGAUCUACACACCUUUUCCCUGUUACGAAAAGUUUUCCUAGGACUGCUGGUUGACACGCAGGGUUUUGUAAUCAUGUUUGGGUGUUACUACAAAAAGCUGAUUUGGUUUACUUUUCUAGAAGGCAAGUCUUUUCAGCAUUACUGGGCAUUACAAUAGGUUUGUUACACCAUGCUUUUAAGCUAGUUUUAGUUAGCAGUAGGCAUUUGCUAUUUUGCUUGUAGGACAUGUCUCAUGAAGAAUGAAAUUGAUUCAUUUGGUUAAACAAGCAGAUGUUGUCAUCCUUUUGAGGUAGACAUGGAAAUUUUUUCUGAAACAAUUCAGAACAUGCUGAGCUGCAAAACCAUAACAAUAGUGGGAAAUGUUUAAAAAACUUCAUGUGAUAUCAUGUAUUCUCUGGAAACAAAGAGACAUUUAUUUUCUGCUAAGACUUACUACUAGCUUAGCCAGGAAAAAAAAAAGAAAUUGAUAAAAUAAUUACUUCCUAAGUAGUAAAGAAUUAGGCAAAAUUGUAUUAUUUGAUAUUACAUGUACCUGUACUUUAUUUCCUAUUCAUAUUCGCCUUUCUAAACAGAAAUGUUUCAAUUUUAACUCAUUUGAACUGUUUUUUUUCUUUUUUUUUAGAUUUUUGAGUUCAGAAAUGAACACUUAAGGCGCUAGCAACAAUUGGGGGAGCAUUAUAUGACGAUUUCUUUCCCUGUCUGAUCUAGCCAAUUCCACUUGUAGAAAUCCAGUCUCUCAAUCUCCACAGAUUCUGCUUGAUGUUACAGAUCUUAAUUGUUCCAGAGAAAGGAUGCUCCAGAAGAUUGUAUACUGUUAAGAUGCAAUACGUUCAGGAGGAGGAAAUGCCUCAUGCAAAGUGCAAAAUACCCACAUACCAAAUGGAAAUCCAAAAAUAAAUCUUAUGCAAGUCUUGCAGAUGAGCAGAAUAAAGUCAUUCUACUUUAGUUUACCUAGUCCUGAUUCUUAACUGCUAAAGUAAUCAGUCUUUUGGGGGUACAUAGCAAUUAGUGGUUUUCAUUUUAGCGCAUGCCAGAAAAACUGAUACUCUCAUUUAAAGCUUGUUCUCCUGCCCAAGAGGAAAAACAAGCAGUAUAUUCUUUUUUGCUGGUAUUAUACAAGUACUUUUAGUGGGCUUUGAAUUGAAGAUUAACAAAUGACUAGCAGGUCUCAUGUUACUGAGUCAGUCUUCAUUUCAGAUGGCAUUCCUUUAACUUUUACUACCUAAGCUUGAAUCAUUUCUCCAUAGUCAUUCUCCUUGGAACAAAUAAGAAAAAUCUUUGGUUUUCUUCCUCAUUUAAAAAUCCUUUCUAACUGGAAGAACCUUGCAGUUGAUAGGUGGCUUGGGUGGAGAUGCUUGUGUUCUGACCUUUGAAGGGCAAAAUUAUGAGGAGAUGGACUAAGACGUAACACAUUUGAAGUUUUAAAGAGGUGAGAUUUGUUGUGGCAACAAACCAUUUAAUCUUUCUAGAAGGAAAGCAGAAAUUUUUGUCCUUGAGUGUUUUAAACUAAAACAGUGUUUUAAAGAUUGCUGAAAAUGAAGACUUUGGAAAAUAACUCUUUAAGGUGCUGCCACAGAAAUGUUUUCAGAAUGAAGGCAGGUUUCAAUCUUUUUAUCUGUUCCAAAAUAGGUUAAAAAUGUUGAAGGAUGUGGCCCAUAAUUGUCAAGGCAGUAAAAAGGAGCUUAUAAUAGAAAAGUCUUUUAAAGUCCACUAGUAGGACUUGAGGCUGGUCAAGCGCAGACUGCAGAGAAUGGUGUUUUUUCACUGGAAUGUUGUGAAGUCAGUGUCCUUCACACCUACCCAUCAAGAUUGCCUUCUUAGUGAUACUUAGGCUUAAUCUCAAGGUAUUACUGGAUGUAGAAACUUGUUUUGAAUUCACAGCCUUGUGCAUAGUUUUAUUAGGCUGUUCUAGCUGAUUCUGAGCUGAUGCCUUGGAGUAAGGUGUUGCAUAACUAAAUUCACUAAAUUGUCUGUUCUGAGUCUACAUCUACUUAAAGCAGCUAUGAGCAAUGCAACCCUUGCUUCCCAAAUGGCUGCUGGCAGUUCUUGUUUGUAGAAUAUGAGAUUUAGUAAUUUAAGUCUGCAAGAUGCCCACUUCCUCGUACUGUGUGAGCUCUCAGGCCCUUGAUGUCACCUAUGGUCUGCUAAAUCUGACUCUGUGUCUGAGAUGAGCAUGAGCCCAACUAUGGGCAGAUAAUUCUCGAGUGGAAUAACCUUUGAAAGAAGGAAUGCCUGGGCUAUGUGCAUGCUAUUCAUUGCUUCAGUGGCUUUGCUUGAACCUUUAUUCCUAAACUCCAUUUUUGCACAGCUCAAAUGAAUAACACUUUGUUUCAGAGAGCUUUUUGGGAGGGGGAGGAGGGAACUAGUAAAAAACCCCCAAAAAACCCAAAAACAAACAAACAAAAAAAUGUCUCAGGAAAUAUCUGAAGUGGGGUUUUUUUUUCAUUAACUUGGAUUCCUGGACUGCAAGAUCUCUGUAAAGUUGUUUCUCUCUCUCUCUGUCUUUAGAAAUCAUAGUUAAAUGUCCCAGAAAGUUUGAUAUUUAAGGCUCUAAAUACAUCUAAAACCAUUAUAAACUCUAAAAUGCAAAGUAAUUGAAGCUUAAGUUUCAAAUAUUUGAAAUAAUUAGGCAGAACUCCUUGUUUUUUCCUAUAAUACCCUCCUGCUUAUAGUUGGUAUGUAGUUGCCCUGAAGAUGCGUGUGUUAUUUACAGUCAGGCAGUAAUCUGAUACCCCUGCUGUAAUUCCAUACCCUGUUUGUAGGUUUUUCAAAUUUUAUCUGAUGUACUGCACUCUUACAGACUGUACUACUCUAAUUUUGCAGUAUAGGACAGAUGCAACGCACCUUGACUCCCAGUCAGCAAUUAAUUCCCCAAUCCUUCUGCAAGGCUCUAGUGCACAGGAUCCAUGUGUUACAUCUUUAAUGGGCUCAACAGUUCCUCACACCAUGUGAAAAUGUAUACAAGAUUGUUUCUUGUUAAAAGUUGGAGGAGGUGAUUUUUACAGCUGAUUCUGAGACACUGUAGGAGUUACUGUCCCUUUGUACCUGUUCAGUGUUUAUCAGUGUCACUGAGCAUUCCUCUAAGCAAUGUGCUGCUGACACUGGGGAGCUGGAAGUGAGCUUAGAAGGUCGUGUGUAUUUAAGUACUUCGACUUUCUACAUCCAUACUCAGUCGGGAAUCUGUCCCCCGAGCAUGGCAACAUGAAGGUUGUUUUCCAGUUGCCAGAUCAAAAGCUCUUGAGAUCAUUAAGGGAAAAAUGGCAUAGUUGUUUUAUGCUAGCUGUAUAGAUGUUUCAUGCCUACUGUUUCCCAUUUAGAUUAAAAAUACAAAAAUAAUCUCAAAAGAGGAUUUGUACUUGGCUUGCUUUUUUUUAAGUUUGCUGUGUGCUUGUCGUUGAUCUCUUAACAAACAAGUCUUAACCUGUAUUCAAGUAUUGUUACAGAGCUGAGACAACCAAGUAUUUUAGAAUAAAGUGUGCCAAUGUUA
This is a messenger RNA of Hirundo rustica (Barn swallow), 4966 nucleotides long. It is a transcript of the gene EIF1B, whose product is annotated as eukaryotic translation initiation factor 1B. Gene Ontology annotation, biological process: translational initiation. NCBI's taxonomy places the organism in Eukaryota, Metazoa, Chordata, Aves, Passeriformes, Hirundinidae. The record is from RefSeq and is a predicted model, not a curated record. The transcript has 4 exons. The coding region runs from base 263 to 604 and encodes 113 amino acids. Gene Ontology annotation, cellular component: eukaryotic 43S preinitiation complex. Gene Ontology annotation, molecular function: translation initiation factor activity; ribosomal small subunit binding; RNA binding.